AUGGCUAAAUUCCAUCACAAAGACCCCUACUAUCCUAACGUAAUAGCCAACGGAUGGAUCGGGGAGGCGACAAAAGAGGUUCAAGAGGAAAAUCCAAAAGUGGGUCUUGAAGAAUACCAAGAAAUGGACUAUGAGGGGGAGAAUGCUGCUGAGGAGUUAGACAAGGAUGAAGACACCAGAGGGAUCCUUAGCGAGCCUUACCUUUCAGGAGCAAUACUAAAAAAUCACACAAUGCAAGAGGGCCCUACCGACCGUCUACGCUCUUUAGAGGAGGAAGUGGACAGCCUAAAGCAGCAGCUCUUUGCAACCGAAGCUAGAGCAGUUCAAGCAGAGCAGAGGGUAGAUGAGACCACUCGUGAAAUGAGUGAAAUGGACGAGCACCUUGUGCGUUAUUUCGGCAUAUGA
Molecule: messenger RNA, 405 nt
Organism: Lactuca saligna
Lineage: Eukaryota; Viridiplantae; Streptophyta; Magnoliopsida; Asterales; Asteraceae
Source: the annotation of a GenBank genome assembly